AUGCAUUUCACCAUUUUAAAGCUUCAGGCCACAAUCAGCCAGCAGGCCCCUCUCCGGGACUCCGAAAAGGAGCGGGGAGGAGCGCGCAGGCGCGAUGGGGGGGGUGGGGUCUUCAGGGAAGCCCUGGCAGCCCGACGGGUGGCCAUCUUGGUAAAGGGCAACGACGCCAGCUGCUCUACGUCAUCAGUCUGCGCGACGGGCGAGCACCCGGCCGUCCGGGUCGUUUCGGGAGUGGUGGGUGGGGUGGGGGUCCAGGUUGGGAACCAGCUGGACACAGUGUUUCUCCUGAGUGGGAAUGACCCGGCCAUUCAUCUCUACAAGGAGAACGAGGGGCUGCAUCAGUUUGAAGAACAUCCCGUGGAAAACCUCUUCCCGGAGCUCACGAAUCUGACCAGUAGCGUCCUCUGGCUUGAUGUCCACAAUCUCCCCGGCACAUCCCGGCGACUCUCCGCUCUGGGUUGUCAGAGCGGUUAUGUCCGAGUUGCCCACGUGGACCAGCGAAGUCAAGAGGUUCUGCAGACAUGGACCAUCCUGCAGGACGGCCCCAUCUCCCGAGUGAUCGUGUUCAGCCUCUCAGCCCCCGAGGAGACCCAGGACCGGCCACAGCAGGAAGAGUACAGCGUGCUCGUGGCCAGCAUGUUGGAACCAGCCGUGGUAUAUCGGGACCUGCUGAGCCGGGGCCUUGAGGACCAGCUUCUCCUGCCCGGCAGUGACCAGUUUGACAGCGUCCUCUGUGGCCUGGUCACCGAUGUAGAUCUGGACGGGCGGCCCGAAGUCCUGGUGGCCACCUACGGACAGGAGCUCCUCUGUUACAAGUACUUCGGCCCGGAGUCCGGGCUCCCCGAGGCCGAGCGGGGAUUCUGCUUGCUGUGGCAGAGAGACUUCUCCAGCCCACUGCUGGCGCUGGCACACGUGGACCUGACCGGGGACGGGCUGCGGGAGCUCGCCGUGGUCUCCCUGAAGGGCGUGCACAUCCUGCAGCACAGCCUGGUCCAGGCCUCGGAGCUGGUCCUGACCCGGCUUCGGCAUCAAGUGCAGCAGAGGAGACGACGUCAGUCACAGAGGCCUGGGGACGGGACGCUGGUGUGGUUCACUGGGGCCGUCACCUCCAGCCAUUCGUGGUGGGGAAGCAUCCUGAAGGAGAGGAUGGUCUCCCCACACCCUCCAGUGGUAGAGCUGUGGGUCCCUGCUCUGGCUGUGCCCCGUUGUGCCCUGUGA
This is a messenger RNA of Puma concolor (puma), 1218 nucleotides long. NCBI's taxonomy places the organism in Eukaryota, Metazoa, Chordata, Mammalia, Carnivora, Felidae. The record is from RefSeq and is a predicted model, not a curated record.